Molecule: messenger RNA, 844 nt
Organism: Culex quinquefasciatus (southern house mosquito)
Lineage: Eukaryota; Metazoa; Arthropoda; Insecta; Diptera; Culicidae
Product: protein THEM6
Exons: 2
Coding region: 16-699 (227 amino acids)
Source: RefSeq, a predicted model, not a curated record
AAGCCAGACUACGAAAUGCGCUUCAGUCGCGUUUCGAUCUUGAACUUGAACGCAUCGAUCGCGUGGCACAUUUCGUGGGCUCGUCGUCACACUAUUUCAAUCGCCAGGAUGUUCUCCUGCGGCCUCCUCAUCACGCUGCUGGUGCUGUACAUUAUCUGGGAUGUCAACUACUUCAUCCGGUGCGUGGCCACGCUCGGCUACGGCAUGCUGUUUCAGCGCAAACGCCGCGUCACCGACCAAACCUCGAUCUACGGGCUGUGCACCACCCAGGACGUGGACAUCUUCAUCCGGCACAUGAACAACGCGCGGUACGUGCGCGAGCUGGACUUUGCGCGGUUUCACUUUUACGCACUGACCGGAAUCUACGGCAAGAUCAAGGCGAAGGGUGGUGGCGCCGUGCAGGGCGCGUCCAGCGUCCGGUAUCGGCGCACGAUUCCGAUCUUUAGCGCGUACAAGAUCACGACGCGGUUGGUUUGGUGGGACGACAAGGCGAUCUACCUGGAGCAACAGUUUGUGACGCUGGGCGAUGGGUUCGUGCGGGCGGUGGCCAUGUCCAAGCAGUGCAUCACGAAGGUCGACGUGGUGGAGAUGAUGAAGCAGUUCCCGGGGGCGGAACAACGACCUGAGAUGCCGGAGGAGUUGCGCCAGUGGUUGGAGGCGAUCGAGACUAGCAGUCAGAAGUUGCGGAAGGAGAAGUGAAUGCUCGCGAAGGGACGUUCGGAACAGUGAAUAGCGCGACGGGGGUUUGGUGCAAAAUAACGUUUUUGUUUAUAAUUUAAUACCUUAUUGCAUUCCCAUGGAGUGGUAUAUAAAAUAAAAUAAUACACCUUUGUUUAAAACAAAA